Messenger RNA from Pseudocercospora fijiensis CIRAD86, 4407 nucleotides. RefSeq lists its product as uncharacterized. The record is from RefSeq and is a predicted model, not a curated record. Gene Ontology annotation, molecular function: protein binding; GTPase activator activity. The coding region runs from base 402 to 4289 and encodes 1295 amino acids. Lineage: Eukaryota; Fungi; Ascomycota; Dothideomycetes; Mycosphaerellales; Mycosphaerellaceae. Gene Ontology annotation, biological process: intra-Golgi vesicle-mediated transport. The transcript is spliced from 6 exons. Gene Ontology annotation, cellular component: cytoplasm; trans-Golgi network; endosome.
UUUAAGAUCGGGGAGCACGAGAUCGAGAUUAGUGUGUUGGAAAGACUCGGUGGCAGUGGCAGCGGGUGGUCAGGGUGUGUGUGUAACCUUGAACGCCACGCCUCAGCACGCGCGGGAUCAAUAAUCAUCACCUGCAUUGCCUGGCAGAGUUCGGCCAGGGUCUGGUCUGCGACAGUGCCGCUCCAAAUACUACAGCACCCUCGCAACACCAAGCACCGUCCGGCCUUCAGGGACUGCACACCGCACACCGAAUACCCGGCCUCUACCAACACCACCACCAGUUACACCCGGCCCCCAUCCCCAUCCCCAGCGCAUACAGAACACACCAGCAUACAUCCUCUCCACACCCGCCGCGUUGCGACCACCACGAGCGAGGCCUCGGUGCCUCCGCGCUAGGCAGCAUGGGCAACAUUUCCAGUAGACCCGACGAGGGUCAAAUCUGCCUGAGCGACCAGUCGAGAUUCACGAUUGCGAGCAUAACCAUUACCAACUCUCGGGGCCAGACACUGCUCAGAGUGGGCCCAAAUGCCUAUCCUGCCACCAGAUAUGCUGCUCAGCGAGAUACUGGCGACGACUCCCCCAUCGAAUUCGUACAGGCCUGGCUAACGUACCGUGCGUUACAGGACCCCGAGAGCAUCGCCAGCGGCCUCCCACCAUCCUUCCUCGUACGCCUCUCGAAUAGCGACGAUAUAAAUUUCCAUUUCACCUUCAUCAUUCGACAGCAGACUCAGUCCACCAGCCCCCCAACCAGCAAUGCCGCACCUUCCAUGAUAGACACCCAACUUUCCGGCCUGACCUACGUCUUCGCAUCCACGCCAAAAGAGGUAGAGCACCUGGUCGUGCGUGAAUUCCAUUCAGAUCCGAACUUGCACAAAAAUCCCAAUGUGCAGCUAAUAGGCGACUACUCGACCGGUGGCAAUGCCAGUGCACAAUUCACGUGGACGUGGAAAUGGAGACCGCCGAAGCCGUCAGAAGAUCGGGGUGGAGGAUGGCGCAACAGCUGCAGUUUCGUGGAGUAUAACCAGCGCUCACAUAAGCUGGAAACGCUUGCAAGCUUUAGCUUUUGGGUGCAAAACACAAAUAAGCUUAUGAGCAUUGCACCCAAGUCUCCCCGACUGGAUGUACCACAAAGACUACGCAUUCCUUCGACACAGUCAAUUGAAUCUCGCGUCAGCAAUGUCAGCGACUCCGAGGGCGAAGGCAGCUAUAAAGAUUAUAAAGAGCCACAGUCGCCUGGAUUCGAGCCCAUUCCGGAGAAUGGUCUUGGUCUGGUGCCCACAUUGACAAAUACGGCAGCACCUGUGAAAGUGGACAUUGCGACAUGCAAACCCGGCGAGGACCCGUCGCUUAACGAGGAUGGGCCGCUUUUCCGAGCGACGAUGAGAUCUUUGGAGCAGAAGACCGGACACAUGAGAUUGCGCAUGAAGAAGGUGCUGAAGACGGCUGAAGCUGCCGUGCAAGCACAGCAAGCAUGCAAUCAAGCCGUUUUCGACUUUACACAAGCUUUGAAAGAAGCAUCCACAUCGAAUGCGAAUGCCGUUCAGCCGGCGCUUGACCACUACUUUGAGAAGAUCGCCAAGGAAAUCUUGUCGUACGAGAAGCAAAACACCACCAACUUGCAGCGACUUAUCAUUGACCCGGUGAGCAAGCUGUAUAAUUUCGAGCUCAAGCGUGCAGAUGACAAGAAGCGGGAGUUCGACGAAGAAAGCAAAGAAUACUACGCCUAUGUUGGCAAGUAUCUUGGCCAGCGAUCCGAGUCGCUGAAAGAGAAGAAGGUCAAGCAGAGUGACGAAAAGUACCAGACGAAGCGAAGGACGUUUGAGCUCAAGCGGUUUGACUACUCCAGCUUCAUGCACGACUUGCAUGGCGGUCGCAAAGAUCAGGAAGUACUUUCACAUUUGACGAAAUAUGCAGACGCGCAGACGAAGAGCUAUCUGGCCACUGCGAAGAAGGUGGAGGAGAUGGUUCCUCAACUCGAUGCACUCGUUGCAGAAGUCAAGAUCGCGGAUCAGGACUUCCAACUUCAACGGAAGGAGCGAGAAGAGAAACGUCGCAUGCUGGAAACCAGCAGCAAGCUUGUCAGCGAAGACGGCAACGUUGUGCCACCUGGCGGCCUGUCCUACUCGACAUCCGUGAGAGACUCCAUGCGACCGGGCGAGUAUGCAUCACAUCGGACGGGCAGCAUUAGUGGAGCCGUGAUGCUGUCGCAAUCACCUCCCAACGCGAGCGACCUUGCUGUCCAGGCACCGGCAAAUGGCAUGCUCAACACGCCUGCAAGCAAUGCCGCAGCGUUGUCAUCGAGUCCGAACAGCAGGUUCAAGGGCAUUCGAGAUCUUGAAGACAACAGCGCUGCAAGUCUCAAUGGCGGGCCUCAACGGAAAGAGGGUCUCCUGUGGGCGCUGAGCAGGCCUGGCAGUCACGUCGACCCGAAAGGCCUGACGAAACCAGGAUGGCACAAAUACUGGAUUGUGCUGGAUCAGGGCAGGCUCUCAGAAUACGUCAACUGGAAGGAGAAGCUGGACCUGCACAUGGAUCCGAUCGACUUGCGCAUGGCGUCUGUGCGAGAAGCACGUAGCUCCGAUCGGCGUUUCUGCUUCGAAGUCAUCACGCCCCAAUUCACGCGAGUGUACCAGGCGCCUUCCGAGGACGACAUGCGAUCAUGGAUUGCUGCCAUCAACAACGCCUUGCAAAGCGCUUUCGAGAAUAAGAAUCAGCAGCUGCCCGCAUCGCCAUCGUCUUCGCAGACAUCGCAUCGAAAGGACAUCGCGGCCGUGCUGACCGGCAAAAGCUCGUCAUUCUCUGGCCACAGACAGGUGUCGAAUCCUAACAGGAACGCAGCUGCCUCUGCUGUCAACAGACAUGCCACAACCGGUGACAAGCCCGCUUACAAACGCGCAGAAAGCGAGCCUGAGCCAUCCGCUCUUCUGCAGCGCAUACGAAAUGCCGAUGAAGGCAACAAGGUCUGCGCUGACUGUGGCUCUGAUGCCAAGGUGGACUGGUGCUCAAUCAAUCUUGGCGUCUUACUAUGCAUUGAAUGCAGUGGCAUACAUCGAUCGCUCGGCACACAUAUCUCCAAGGUCAGAUCGCUCACACUGGACACGCAAGUCUUCACCCAAGAUAUCAUCGAAGUUCUACUCUUGAUUGGCAACCGCGUGAGCAACAUGAUCUGGGAAGCUAAGCUCGACCGAUUUUUGAAGCCGUCGCCGCAUUCGACAAGAGAACAGCGCCUCCACUUUAUCACUGCUAAAUAUAGCGACCGUACCUAUGUACAACCUCCAGCUUCGGGCCAGGCACCGGACGAUCAUCUGCUUACUAGUAUCAAGAAGAAUGACAUUCAGAACGUGCUGCAUGCUCUGGCACUGAAAGCGAACCCGAAUGCGCAUGACCGCGUGAGGUCGACACAUGCUCUUUAUCUUGCCUUGGCUGCAGCAGAUCCGGCGUCACCUGCAAGUCUACCGUCGCAUUCCUCCUCGCUUUCCGCAUCCAUCCGGACUCCUCCUGGCUCGGCGCCGAUAGCGCCUCCACGACCAAACAGCCCACGCCCACGAAAGGCCUUUGCUGUUGCUGAGCUGCUUCUGCAGAAUGGAUCAGACAUCCCAACUGAGCCGUCGCCGUUCCCACUUUCCGACGCAGCCAAGAUGUACAUUGAACUCAAGAAUGAGCUGAAGCUUGGCAAGUCCCAUGUCAGUGCUGGCAAGGAGGCCAAUGGCGACAACCUCACCGCUCUGCCAAGUUCGAUACAGGGGUCCUCGCCAGGCAGCCUCUCCCGCGAUCGCGAAAAGCUCCUGAACCGGAAUAGCACAGGGAGACCCAAAAGCAGAACAUCAGACGUUAUGGAAGGAUUAGAAGAAGAACUUGACCUUUUACCGGACAUCAAUGACCUCCUAGGACGUAGACGCUCGCAUUCCCACCGAGAUCGUGAUCGCGAUGGCCUCCUCACCGGCCGCGCAAGCAACCGAUCAGGAAUCAAGACCAUUCGUGAGCGAUCCAUCAAUCGCUCCCGCUCUUUCAAAGCCCGAGCCAAAGCGCAUUGGCAGAAUCUAGACGGCGCGUUUGAGAUCCUCGCCGGCGAGGGUCGUGGUGAGGUUUUCGGCGUUGUCAAAUGGCAACCGCUUAUGACGGGGAUUAAAACGAGGAUUUCUAGCCUCAGGAAGAGAGCGAAUACAGCUCCUCCGAGUGAGUGUGUGUGUGUAUUUACAUCUAUUGAGUACGACGCUUAUGCGAUGUGCGAUAUUGCUUCGUGGAUCGGAUUGGUGGGAUGGGAUGAGAUGAUAAUGCAUAAUGGAUAAUGAUCCGUGAGAGAGUUAGCGAGGAAAGAAGAAAUUUCAUGAUUCUUUGUGAUGAGGCUACGCAUAUACUUAGGCUCUUUUAUGCCUUUUAACGCUACCCUGCAAUGCAAGUGUGUCU